GUCGAGCCUUUCAACCCUACUAGCAACGCUACAAAAAUUUAUUUGCAAAAAAAAAAAAAACGAAACCGGAAAAAGUUUCAUAUACAGAAAUUGUAUAAAAUUGUUAUAAAUGUCAAUUGCUAGGCAGGCCAGCAUAAUCAACAAUUCUUCGUAGCGCCAGCCACGCAACUUUUAGUUUUGGGAAAUGUCGAUUUGUGGGAGUGGUGGUGGUGGCAGUGGAAGCAGUGGCGGCAGCAGCGGCAUCAGCGUCUCGGCUGGCGAUUGGAUUUGCCCAGAUAUUGACUGUCGCCAUUUGAACUUUGCGCGUCGCCUGCAAUGCAACAAAUGCAAUCGGGAACGCGAAAAUAUCAAUAGUGAGAAACCAGACAGAGAUCGAGACCGAGACCGAGGCAAUGGCAGUAGCGGUAGCAGCAGCAGUUCUUCCAAAAAGAAACUGGGCACAGAGAUUGGCAAAGUAGCCGCAGAUAAAUCACGAGGACUGUUCAGCGCAGAGGAUUGGCAGUGCAGCAAGUGUGCAAAUGUGAAUUGGGCGCGACGGCAGACUUGCAACAUGUGCAACGCACCCAAAUUCACGGAUGUGGAGGAGCGCACAGGCUUCGGUGGAGGCUACAAUGAUCGCGGCGUUGUUGAGUACAAGGAGCGCGAGGAUUCGGACAGCGAAUACGAUGAAUUUGGUCGGCGUAAGAAGCGUAAAAACAAUGAUAGGGGUGGCGAUGAAGAUAGCCGCAACAGAGGCAGAGAUGAGCCGAAACGCGCACGACGUAGUGAUAUUGAGGGCGAUGAGGAGGAGGAGGAGGAUGAUGACGAUGAUGGAGAUUUGUCCAAAUACGAUUUGUGGGGCGACAAUGAGGUGAGCUCCAGCAAUGUGAAGAGCAAGGACACGGACAACGGGACUAGCAACAACAGCAGCAGCGCCAAGGAGAAGCUAAUGCCAGCAACAACUGCCAGCAGUAAAAGGGCAUCACGUGCAUCCACCUCGUCCAUUUCCUCAUCAUCCUCAUCCAGUUCGUCCUGUUCCAGUGACUCAUCGUCAACUUCUUCAUCGAGUAGCUCUAGCAGCAGCAACGCUUCCAAUAGCAAGCGUGACCGGAGACGUUCAGAUGGACGUUCCCGUUAGGGACGGGGAUCUACUCGAUUCGAAUCUCCGUUGGGAGAGAACUCACCUUGUUUUUUUUCACUUUAUUGUGAGAGUUAACAAUUGUUUAUUUAUUUUUCUAAGCCCGCGCCACUCACCCAUGACAUGUAUUUGAGCUCCACCACUUCAAACCCUCU
This is a messenger RNA of Drosophila navojoa, 1272 nucleotides long. RefSeq lists its product as uncharacterized. NCBI's taxonomy places the organism in Eukaryota, Metazoa, Arthropoda, Insecta, Diptera, Drosophilidae. Gene Ontology annotation, biological process: RNA processing. The record is from RefSeq and is a predicted model, not a curated record. Gene Ontology annotation, molecular function: RNA binding; lipopolysaccharide binding.